AUGGCUAUGGAACGCACUCGUAUUGCGAAAGUUGACAAUGUCACAUUGUCGCGCCGGGGUGAACAGGUCAACGGUACUGUUCAUCUAACUCCUCAUCACAUCAUCUUCGUUCACACACCUCCUCCUGCUCCCGAUGGCACACCUAUACGACCGCGCGAGCUAUGGAUCACGUACCCGAUCAUUCAAACCUGCACACUCCGGCCCACCCCUACCGCAUCCAGACAGCCUAGUUCUAUCCGGUUACGUUGUCGUGACUUCACAUUCGUCUGCUUCUACUUCAAUGAUGACCGGAAAGCAAGAGAUGUUUACGAUAGUAUCAAGGCUUGGACCUGCAAAUUGAGUGGGAUUGAGAAGUUGUAUGCCUUCACGUAUCAACCUCAAGGACCAGAAAGAGAUGUCAGCCCAAAUGGAUGGUCACUGUAUGAUCCCAUGCGGGAGUGGAGGAGAAUGGGCAUUGGCCAUGACAAUAAGAAGUCAAACUGGAGAAUAUCUGUAAUAAACCAGGACUAUGCCCUUUCGGACACAUACCCUGCCCUGUUAGCAGUUCCUGUUUCCAUUUCCGACAACACCCUCAACUAUGCCAGUCGCUAUCGAUCCCGUGAGAGAUUACCAGUCCUUACCUACCUUCACCCAGUUAACAACUGCUCAAUCACACGGUCUUCACAGCCACGAGUCGGCGUUCGUGGCAACCGAAGCAUUCAAGACGAGAAGCUCCUGGCAGCAAUAUUUGACACUACCCGAGCCGAACGUCCUCUAUCCGGUUACACUCCACCUCCGGAGCGAGAAGACUCUGGGUCCAGCCGAGAGACCAACUGUACGACCGCUGUAGAUGGAGAUUUCCAGCCGACAGACGCAGAAGCUCUCGAGGACGCCGUGAUUUCUAGCCUACGAGGGGAUAGCAAGCUGUCCCAAGAGCUCGACAACAAGCGGCCUAUGGUUUAUGGAGCCCAGCAGCGCAACAUGAUUGUCGAUGCCCGUCCUACAGUCAAUGCUCUAGCAAUGCAAGCCAUGGGCAUGGGUUCCGAGGAUAUGAGCAACUACAAGUUUGCGACCAAGGUGUACCUUGGUAUUGACAACAUCCAUGUCAUGCGCGACAGUCUCCAAAAAGUGAUUGAUGCUCUGAAAGAUUCGGACCUGACACCAUUGGGCCCCAAUCGAGAUCUAUUGAGGAAGAGUGACUGGUUGAAGCAUAUUGCCAAUGUCCUAGAUGGUGCGGGAUUGAUCGCUCGCCAGGUGGGACUGCAACAUAGUCACGUACUGAUUCACUGCAGCGACGGGUGGGACAGAACGAGCCAGCUCUCGGCGCUCAGUCAGAUAUGUCUUGAUCCUUACUACAGAACUCUUGAAGGGUUUAUGGUACUGGUCGAGAAAGACUGGUUGAGUUUUGGGCACCAGUUCAAACAUCGAUCAGGUUUUCUCAGCUCGGAGAAGUGGUUCCAGAUCGAAAAUGAACGUAUCACCCGAGGCAGUGAUGAUGGUGAUGGGAGAGACCCGGGCGGCGGAGCAAUGUCAGGGGCGCAAAAGACAUUUGAAAACGCUCUGUUGAGUGCCAGGGGUUUCUUUUCCAACAGCAGACACAACGAUUCGCGCGAAUCAAUCAAUGUCGAUUCGGACGCAGAACCUAGUGCAAGCAACGAUACAGAGUCGCAGGCUGGACGGAGAAUCGUCCCUGGUACUCCUUCAAGAAAAGACAAGGAGAAACCCGCGACCAAAGUCAAAGAAACCUCGCCCGUAUUCCAUCAAUUCCUGGAUGCGACAUAUCAACUCAUGUACCAACAUCCUACCCGAUUCGAGUUCAACGAACGAUUCCUACGGCGUCUCCUCUAUCAUCUUUAUUCCUGUCAGUAUGGAACGUUCCUCCUUGACAGUGAGAAAGAGCGUAAGCAGGCGAAACUGUCUGAGAAGACGAGGAGUGUCUGGGAUUAUUUCCUCGCACGUAAGAAUGAAUUCCUCAACCCGAAAUACGAUGGAGUUGUGGAUGACAACGUUCGUGGCCGAGAAAGAAUAAUUCUACCAACAAUUGACGAAGUCAGAUGGUGGCAUGAAGUCUUUGGACGCACAGAUGACGAGAUGAAUGGCAAACCUGCCCCCGCAAAGCCUCACACUAACGGUAACGGAGAAGGCGAAACAGAGUUGUGGACUUCGGUAGGCAGACAAUCGGGUCCUUCUUCCAUGCCUACAUCGGGGGCCAGAACUCCUGUCCUCAUUGGUGUUGAGACCAGUGAGGCCGCUGUUGCAGUGACUGCGUCUUCUAAGCAGCAGGUGGCAGCGGACACAGCAGAAGCAUCAAUCAAGCCAGCAACAGUUGGCAAGUCUGCCUCCGAUUUUCCUUCCGGCUGUCUGGACCCCGAUGAGGUACCGAUGUCGGCGUCUAGAACCGAUGAACCCGACACUCCAGUGCCGAACGGGCCACAAAAGAAGGCUUCGGCUGGAAGACCUGUCAGCAUUGGGUCUGUGGAGGCUAGCGAUGGGCAACAACCACCUGUGGACCCAACUGACACAACAGCAAUCGACCCUCCAUCACAAUCGGAGCAGACGCUCUCACCAGAUCAACCAGGCAAGGAGACCGAUGCUGCUGAAGAACUGGCAGAUGACCUCGACCCCUUGGGGAUUGGUGAGGCUAAGGACCACGUACCACAAUCCAAGAGAGCGCACAAUGUCAUCGAGCGGCGACGGGAGCAGAUGGAAUCGUUGUUGAAAUGA
Capronia coronata CBS 617.96 is the source of this 2703-nucleotide messenger RNA. RefSeq lists its product as uncharacterized. The record is from RefSeq and is a predicted model, not a curated record. Lineage: Eukaryota; Fungi; Ascomycota; Eurotiomycetes; Chaetothyriales; Herpotrichiellaceae. The coding region runs from base 1 to 2703 and encodes 900 amino acids. Gene Ontology annotation, molecular function: phosphatase activity. Gene Ontology annotation, biological process: dephosphorylation. The transcript is spliced from 3 exons.